Messenger RNA from Bombina bombina (fire-bellied toad), 6132 nucleotides. RefSeq names its product transient receptor potential cation channel subfamily M member 6 (gene TRPM6). Gene Ontology annotation, molecular function: monoatomic cation channel activity; protein serine/threonine kinase activity; ATP binding. The record is from RefSeq and is a predicted model, not a curated record. The transcript is spliced from 39 exons. Gene Ontology annotation, cellular component: apical plasma membrane. Gene Ontology annotation, biological process: monoatomic cation transmembrane transport; protein tetramerization; protein phosphorylation. Lineage: Eukaryota; Metazoa; Chordata; Amphibia; Anura; Bombinatoridae. Bases 1 to 6132 code for a protein of 2043 amino acids.
AUGUACCCCCCUGUCCGCCUUACUUUGUUAAAUCUGGCUCUAAGUGUUGACAAAUAUGAAUUUGUUGUAGAUUUUUAUGCCUGGUCCCAGAAAUCUUGGAUUGAAGGAAUCUUCUACAAGCGAGAAUGUUCAAAGAUCAUACCAACAUCGAGAGAUCAUCACAGAUGUCAUGGUGGGUGCCAGAUAUGCCAGAACCUCAUCAGGUGUGGUUGUGGAAGAUUGAUUGGAGACCAUCCAGGUCUAGAUUAUGGCUGGCCAAUUUACACUUCUCCAGAAGAGACAGAUGAAGAAGAAUGGUCUGUUCACAAACAUACAAAGACAAGUCCCACAGAUGCUUUUGGUACAAUAAAUUUUCAAGAUGGAGAUCAUACGUACCAUGCAAAGUAUAUUAGAAUAUCGUAUGAUACAAUGUUGGACCAGUUAAUGCAUCUAAUGAUAAAGGAAUGGCAAAUGGAGUUGCCCAAACUUGUGAUCUCAGUGCACGGUGGCAUUCAGAACUUUAAGCUUCCUUCCAAGGUCAAACAAGUUUUUAGCAAAGGCUUAGUGAAAGCUGCAGAAACAACGGGGGCAUGGAUCCUAACGGCAGGCAUCAACACAGGAGUGUCCAAGCAUGUGGGUGAUGCCUUGAAAGGUCAUGCAUCCCAGCACUUAAGGAAAAUAUGUGCAAUCGGAAUCCCACCUUGGGGUGUUAUUGAAAACCAAAGGGAUCUCGUUGGAAAAGAUGUUGUGUGUCUGUACCAAACACUAGGCAACCCACUCAGUAAACUAACAAGUCUGAACAGCAUGCACUCUCAUUUUAUUAUGGUGGACGAUGGCACUGUUGGAAAGUAUGGUAAUGAAAUGAAACUUAGGAGGAAUCUGGAAGAAUACAUAUCGCUCCAGAAAAUACACACCAGAAUGGGGCAAGGAGUACCAGUAGUUGGGCUGAUUGUUGAAGGUGGUCCCAAUGUGAUCUUGAUGGUAUGGGAGUAUGUUAGGAGCACUCCGCCUGUUCCAGUUGUGGUAUGUGAAGGAACCGGAAGAGCUGCUGAUAUCCUGGCAUUUACCCACAAGCGCACAGCAGAUAAAGGGGAGAUUCCACCACAAUUGAAGGAGGAAAUCUUACAAAUGAUCCAGAAAACAUUUAACCUUGGCUACAGACAAGCUAAUCACAUCUUCUGUAUUCUGAUGGAAUGUAUGGAGCGGCGGGAAUCUAUUACCAUAUUUGAUGCAGACUCUGAAGAACAACACGAUAUUGAUUUAGCAAUCUUGACAGCUCUUCUGAAAGGAACUAACAUGUCUGUAUCAGACCAGCUGAGUUUGGCACUAACCUGGAAUAGAGUGGACAUUGCUAAAAAACACAUUCUUGUUUAUGGACAACAUUGGAAGGUUGGCUCUUUGGAGCAAGCAAUGCAAGAUGCAUUAGUUAUGGACCGUGUGGACUUUGUCAAGUUGUUAAUUGAAUACGGUGUAAAUAUGCACAGGUUUUUGACUAUUAGUAGAUUGGAAGAACUUUACAAUACGAAACAAGGACCUACUAAUCCACUGUUGCAUCACCUGGUUCGAGAUGUAAAACAGAGCAACAUUUCCCCUGAUUACAAAAUGUCCCUCAUUGAUGUAGGCCUUGCAAUUGAAUGCUUGAUUGGUGGAGCUUAUCGGAGCAGUUACACAAGGAAAAGUUUCAGAGUCCUAUACAACAGCCUUUACAGGAAAGAAAAGAGAGUCGCCCAUACCUUGUCUAACAGCCUGGCACACAAUUUGUCUCAUCUUUCCAUAAACCAGAACAGCCAGAUGAACAGCAAACUUCCUUCACCUGAAAAUACUUUGCAUUCUCAGUUCAUCCGAACAGCCCAGCCAUACCCCAAACGCAAGGAAAAGACCACCUGCCCACAUAAAUUCAAGAAGAAAGUGAAAGAGGAAUUGCCCCCAAAUGAGGAAAAUGAGCCGGUUGGUUUUGUUUAUCCUUACAACGAUCUUUUGGUUUGGGCCGUGUUAAUGAAACGACAGAAGAUGGCCUUGUUUUUCUGGCAUCAUGGGGAAGAGGCUAUGGUGAAAGCAGUGAUUGCCUGUAAAGUAUACCGAGCAAUGGGACAUGAAGCCAAGCAGAGUAACAUGGUGGAUGACACAUCCGAAGAGCUAAAGAAGUAUUCCAAAGAAUUUGGUCAGCUUGCUCUGGACCUACUUGAAAAUGCCUUCAAGCUAAAUGAACAAAUGGCUAUGAAACUUUUAACAUAUCAGCUAAAGAACUGGAGCAAUUCAACAUGUCUAAAAUUAGCUGUGUCAUCAGCACUCCGACCUUUUGUCUCCCAUACUUGUACCCAGAUGUUGCUUACAGAUAUGUGGAUGGGGCGUCUAAAGAUGCGCAAGAACUCCUGGCUUAAGGUUAUCUUGGGAAUACUUCUGCCUCCUUUUAUAUUGAUGUUGGAGUUUAAGAGCAAAGCUGAAAUGUCGCAUGUACCCCAAUCCCAGGACUUUCACCAGUUUACCCGUUUGUAUGUUGACGCACCUCCAUCAAAUGCCAGAGAAGAGGUAACUCAGGGUUAUGAUUUAGAAAAGGGCUCAAAGAAAGUGAGUGAAGAUCAAGACUCCAACACAAACAAUGGCCUUGGAAACCUUUCUGUGACUACAAAAGUCUGUGAAUUCUACAGCGCCCCUAUCGUAAAGUUCUGGUUCCACACGAUGGCAUACUUGGUGUUCCUUAUGCUGUUCACAUACACUGUAUUAGUUAGAAUGGAACCAAAGCCAAGUGUCCAGGAGUGGCUGGUUAUUAUUUACAUUUUUACAACGGCAUUUGAGAAAGUUAGAGAGGUAUUCAUGUCAGAGCCGGGCAAGUUCAGUCAAAAAGUGAAGGUGUGGAUUAACGAAUACUGGAAUCUGACAGACUCCAUAGCUAUCAUCUUGUUUGCAAUUGGUUUUGGCCUGCGUUGGGCUGACCCACCUCUCCAAACAGCAGGGCGGCUAAUCUAUUGUCUGGAUAUCAUUUUUUGGUAUAUAAGGCUUCUGGAUUUUUUUGCAGUAAAUCAGCAAGCUGGGCCCUACAUUACCAUGAUCGGAAAGAUGACUUCAAACAUGUUUGGCAUAGUCAUUAUAAUGGCUAUAGUUUUGCUAUCAUUUGGAGUGGCAAGGAAAGCUAUUCUCUCUCCUAAUGAAUCCCCUUCUUGGACUCUUGCCCGCGAUAUCGUAUUUCAACCAUAUUGGAUGAUGUUUGGUGAAGUUUAUGCUUCGGAAAUCGAUGCUUGUGAAAAAGAUCCAGAAUGUCCCCCUGGUGCAUUCAUCACACCAUUCCUUCAAGCUGUCUACCUUUUCAUUCAAUACAUCAUUAUGGUCAAUCUGCUGAUUGCCUUUUUUAACAAUGUAUAUAUGGCAAUGAAAAAUAUCUCACACAAGCUUUGGAAAUAUAACCGAUACCGAUAUAUCAUGACAUACCAUGAGAAGCCGUGGUUACCACCGCCUUUUAUCUUGUUGAGCCAUAUCUGUCUUCUUAUUAACCGUCUUUGUCAUCAUCGUUCUCUGAGUGAACUUGACCAGGAUGAAGCUGAUGUUGGACUGAAACUCGACCUUAGCGAUGAUGAAUUGAGAAAACUUCAUGAUUUUGAAGAGAAAUGUGUGGAAACCUAUUUUCACGAGAAAAAUGAAACCAUGCAUUCUAGCGAUAGUGAGAGAAUCCGUGCAACAAAUGAGAGAGCUGAAGAGAUGUUCAUGCAACUUAAAGAAGUGAAUGAAAAAGUGUUUUACAUCAAGGAUGCUUUGAUUUCUUUGGACAGUCAGCUAGGUCAUCUGCAGGAUCUCUCUGCUUUGACUGUGGACACAUUAAAAGUUAUAUCAGCCGUGGAUUAUUUACAAGAGGAAGAUGCUUUCUUAAACUACAAGAGGAAUCUGCCUAGUAGAAAAAUAGCACAGAGUUGGAGUAAUGUCACAUAUCCUCAGAACAACAGAGAAUACAAUUAUUACAGUAUGCCACCUUCACUUCUCAAAACUUUGGCAACAAGUCAGUGGCCAUCAGAAUGCCAUAGUCCUCCUCAGAAAAUAAGCAAGGAUCAAGGAAAUUGUGAAGCAGAGGAAAAUGAAACAGAAAGUGAUACUGUUACUUCAGGAGUGUCAUCUGAAAGCAAGUCAGCUCCUCAGUACGGGAACUUUCUCCUUGUUCCUUCUUGUCCAGUGGGAUCAACUCCUAAUGAGCCAGGUUUAGAGCUGUCAUGUCCAGAUAUGCAAGUUAAAUUGAAAAAUGGAUUAAUGAAACAAAAAAGCAAAGAGAUGGAAUGUGCCAUACAAACUGAUCAAUGCAACCAUGGUAACCAGGUCAAGGAACAGGUCAAUGAAAAGACAACAGGUCAAAAUGUUGUUGAAAUUCCAGCAGUACAUGUAACUGAUGUACACACUGUCACAGUGAGUAAAAGUGCAUCUGAUCCAUUAUCUAGAACUGUUUCUAUUGAAACAUCAGGUAAUUACCAUGAUACAAAAUCAGGAGUUGGUUAUGUGAACUGGGCAUUUUCAGAAGAAGGUGAAAUUGAUGUUUUUGUCAAUGAGAAAAGCGAGCAACUUUGCACACAUCCGGUCUAUGAUAUAGAACGCAAAUAUAGCUCCUGUCGUAGAAAAGUGAAGAGCAAAAAAUCAAAACUGUUUUCAUUUAACUCUGAUAAAUCGAGAAAUAGCAGUGACAGCUCGGAGUCUGGUUUAUUCCCCCAACCAAGUACCUCAUUUUGGAUUAACCCUCUCCACAGAAACAGUAAUUUCCGAAAAAGCAGUUCUAAAUGCCAUAAAGAUAAGACAGAAGGGAAAACAAUAAAAGAAUUUGCAAAACCAUCAGAAAGCUUUUUGACUGCCAGGACAAAAAUGAAACUUUGUGGCACUUUCAGAAAAUCUUCACAAGACAAAUCAAAACAGAAACAUCUUCAAGUUCCAGUGAUUACUGUUGAUGGAUGUUCACAAAGCACCCACAUGAGCUCUGAACCUGCAGACUGCAGCAGCUGGAAAUGUGAAGAGGAGGAGCCCAGUAAGAACAGGCUGACUGUAUCACAUUUCAAUCAGCUAAGUUUGGGGAACAUGGCCUAUGUACGCCAACAAAUAAAGAGUCAAGAAUUUGAAAGGCAUCUAAUACAAACCAGUGAAUAUUUAAGGCAAUCUCAAGAGGAUCUACACAAUAGCUCUCAUCAGCUGAGAAGAAGCUCUUUAUUUAGAAGCUCAGAUGGAGUUAACAAAAUAGCAGCUUCAUUAAAAGCCUCUCAAGACUUAAAUAAUCAUUACUCAGCUGUUGAAAGGAAUAAUUUAAUGAGGCUUGCUCAGACCAUACCUUUUACACCUGUGCAUCUAUCUGCUGGAGAGGAAGUUACUGUUUAUCAACUAGAAGAAAGUUCUCCAGCAUGUAUGGAUAAAAGUAUGUCAUCCUGGUCUCAGAGAGGAAUGGCUGCAAUGCUUCAGGUCCUAUCUCCAGAGGAAAUGGAUGGGGGUCUCCGCAGAGCUCUAAAAGUGACAUGUACAUGGUCAGAGCAUGAGAUCUUGGCACCAGGAGAGGUUUUUAUUGUAAAAUCUUUCCUUCCUGAAGUAGUACAGACAUGGCAGAAGAUUUUCCGUGGAGAAACUGUAUUGCAUCUUUGUCUUAGGGAAAUUCAACAACAAAGAGCUGCUCAGAAGUUAAUUUAUACCUUUAAUCAAGUGAAGCCAAACAGUAUUCCCUAUAAUCUACGGUUUCUUGAAGUCUUCUUAAUCUAUUGCCAGUCUGCUAAUCAGUGGUUGACCAUAGAAAAGUAUUUGACUGGAGAAUUCCGCAAGUACAAUAACAACAAUGGGGAUGAGAUCACUCCCACAACCUUACUUGAGGAGACAUUGUUGUCCUUUUCUCACUGGAGUUACGAGUACACAAGGGGGGAACUACUUGUUCUGGACUUACAAGGUGUAGGAGAAAAUCUUACAGAUCCAUCUGUUAUUAAACCGGAAGACAAGCAGUCACGAGGCAUGGUAUUUGGACCAGCAAAUUUGGGAGAAGAUGCAUUCACAAACUUUAUUUCAAAGCACAGAUGCAACUCCUGUUGUAGAAAACUUAACCUUCCUGAUUUGAAAAGGAACGACUAUUCACCUGGGAAGAUCAACUUGGGGUUUGAAAGUGGAGAAGCAGACACAGAUGAAAACCUUUCUGAAUGUAAUACAAGACUGUAA